Stylophora pistillata is the source of this 1147-nucleotide messenger RNA. RefSeq lists its product as uncharacterized. The record is from RefSeq and is a predicted model, not a curated record. NCBI's taxonomy places the organism in Eukaryota, Metazoa, Cnidaria, Anthozoa, Scleractinia, Pocilloporidae.
AGGCCGAAACCCCUCAUUCCCUAGUGUGUUUGCUAUUCUUAACAAACAUAAGAACACGACCGACUUGAAAAUGAUGUCGAAAAGUCGUUCGGUAUCUAUGCUGCUGCUGAUGUUUAUCAUUCUGGUGACAAAUGACCUCGGUUCCUCGGAGGAAGACAUUCAAGAGCUGGACCUUCCUCAAGAGGAUGGAAGUUAUGCUAGGUUGGAGGAUCCUUACCCCGAUCCGGACAUUGUCAAUGAAGAUCCAAGGCAUCGAAGAAGUCGAAGAUGUGGACCAGACGUAACAUCCUGGCUUAUUAGGCAAAUGAACCGAAAUAAAAACAACAGAGCCAUCAGAAGUUGCCGUAGCUGGUACAACACUCUUCUCUGGCCCAGGUGUCUAAUUCAGUUCGCCAACCUGGUCGCUAACUGCAAGCCCUGGGAUUACAAAUGCACGCAGACAUUCAGACGAGGAUCAUGUCCCUAUCGCUGCCCAAAAACUGUGACCUUGUGUGGACGAUGCGUGAAUUACGAUGUACCAGGGAACAUCCACUACGGCUACGUCGGCCGCGCUGCCAGCAUUCGACGCUGGGUGCUGCUGUUUGCUGCUAACACCGUACAAAAGGGUGGCAUCGACGACGCCAGGGACCAGGUUGCCAUCAGAAUUGGAAUGGACCGGUAUGAUAAUCCGAGUAAAAGAGCAAACUUUUGCCGAGAUGUAUUGAGCAAGAUCGGUUCUUUAAAUCGUGAUGGAACCUCAGGUUGUCAAAGAUGUUCUACGAGAUACUAACAAGCUCAGUGGAGCCAUACGUUUACAAAAAACAAAACAAAACAAAACAAAACAAAAAAACCCAUGUGACAUGAAACGCAAGUGAUGGGAACAGUAUGACAAAACAAUGUAGCACGACUUCAGGAAAACGAGAAAUAACUUUAGAGAGUAAUUAUUAAGGUUUUAAAGUGGUCUCGUCAUUCAUUAAACUCUUUUUUUUUUUUGGUGUAGCUUCUAUAGUGAAUAGAGUAAAUCCAGAUUAAAUUUUCAAGUAACACUAACCAUGAAGAAGUGAAGAAAACGACAAAGAAAGGUGACGGUCAAUUAAUCGUUUUUAACAUUUAUGCAAAACUUGCAGGUUUGCUUGUUUAUAGAGAGAAAAAUAGACUAAAACUGUCC